AUGAGCUCCCUCCUUCUCCGGUCGAGCCCGCGCCAUGCCAAGUGCGCGUACCACCCGCUGUGGACGGCCCAGGAGAAGAGGCAGCGCUGUUGCUGGGCCUGCCAGGCUCUGCUGGACCCAGGCCUGCUGCAGCGGAAGAAGCCCUGCGCCAACCCUUGGCCCUGGACCAGGGACACCCUCGGCCUUGGGCUGGUUACGUUCAAGGGCUACAAGCUCAACGUCGACGAGAGCAAGCGCAAGAAGAAAACGAAGAAUGACGAAGCUAAGGCCUCACCAUUGCUGUGUUCCACCCCUGGGCCAAGCGUCUCGCACGCGGGACAUGCUACCGCGUUUGUGGGCGUAAAUGAGGACGAUGCCAGCUCCACCGAGGCCGACCUCGACAUGUCACAUGAUGACUACUCGUUGGUAGGGUGGCGGGACCACGUGGCUGACAAGGUAGCGCACUAUCUCCAUUCUGUCACCACCGCCCGCGGACGCCACGGCGGGGGCCAUGUCGACACGAUCGACGACCUGCUGGGCCUCGUCAAGUCAGCCUACGUGCGGCUCGUGGGGUUCACGCCAACGGACCAUGUCGCUUCCGGUACUGGCGAGUAUGAACUCCUCGUGCCUGACAGCCAGGAGGAGGAGGACGACGACGCUGGUGAAGAGUUCAUUGUGCCCCACAUUGCCCCAGUGCGCCCGCGGCCGGAAAAUAUCGUCCUCCCGUCUCCCGCUUCUCAGUGCUCUUCCCCCGACGACACAACGAGCGGCCGAUCCUACUCAACAGUCGAUAACGAUUGCAACGACGCACCGAGCUCCGAGCAAGCGGAGAGAACAUGCUGGAUGGACGUCGAAGAACUCUUGGGCGACAUUGACGACGAUGCAGAUCUUACGGACCCACACUGGAAGAGAAGCGCUGGGGAGUCAGAUGAUCAUUCCACCGCCACCGGCGCCGACCAGCAGGAUAAUCUCUACGAACGCGAUCAGGUGGCAGAGCCGGAGAGACCAGGAACCACUUCUUCCUCUCGUUUGGCCGCAUCGCCUUAUCAAGUGUAG
Acanthamoeba castellanii str. Neff is the source of this 1035-nucleotide messenger RNA. RefSeq lists its product as uncharacterized. The transcript has 5 exons. Lineage: Eukaryota; Discosea; Longamoebia; Acanthamoebidae. Bases 1 to 1035 code for a protein of 344 amino acids. The record is from RefSeq and is a predicted model, not a curated record.